Zasmidium cellare ATCC 36951 is the source of this 819-nucleotide messenger RNA. RefSeq lists its product as uncharacterized. The transcript has 4 exons. The record is from RefSeq and is a predicted model, not a curated record. Lineage: Eukaryota; Fungi; Ascomycota; Dothideomycetes; Mycosphaerellales; Mycosphaerellaceae. The coding region runs from base 1 to 819 and encodes 272 amino acids.
AUGGCUUCAGAGGAACCUGAGUUCAAGAUCAAGGGCGCCGCCAGCAACAAGAGCAGCAGCCCACCCGCUAGUAUCUCCGACACCGCCAACGACCAGCGCGACGACGCCAACGUCAAGACCCCGGUCUCGCAAGCCGAGGAGGGUAACCCAGCUGCUUCCAAGGGCAAGGUCAAGAAGACUGAGCCAGACGAGCAGGACUUGAAGGGCAAGUACCUGAUGUACAAAUGCACGAGCGUCGACGAGUCCGGGGCGAAGUACUCGUACUUCGUCCACAAGGACACCCAAGUCUCGACGUGGGCCGAGCCCGAUGAGCCGUACUGGCUCUUCGACGCCAACACCCAAGAUGCAGACGUCGCUGCCGGGCUGCAGGAGCCAGCCAGAGCCAAAGCCAAGGCGAAGGGAAUCAAGGUUCCAGACGACUACUAUGGGUACAUCCCUGCCGUCCACGGAACAUACGAUGCAAAUGCGCAUUACGCCAAGUGGCACGAGCAGAAGCGGGCUGAAGAGGCGGCUCAAGCCAGCCAGGCCGACGCGACUAGCCCCGGUGGCACCGCCAGCUACGAGUCGACCAUGGCUCUCAACCGCUUCACGGGUCAUGCCCAACGUGCUGGUCUUGGACCUGAGCGCCACAGCGACUCCGCCAAAGCAGGCCGGCAGAUGAAUGCUUUCUUCGACCCAGAGGCCGCAGCCAACGCCCACGACGGUCGUUCCCUCAAGGAGGAACGCAAGAACCAAGUGCCGUCCAAGAGGCAGAUCCAGGAGUACAACAGGGCCAACAGGGAGAAGAAAGUGAGGAAGCUGAGAGAGAAGUGGACUUAG